AACACCUUAAUGCACAUGGUCACUUCCUAAUAAUGAAUAACUGGUACACAAAAACAAAACACAUUUAUAUUUUAUAAUUAGCACCCCAAGUACUUUCGUUCGUAUUUAUAAAAUGAUUAACUUUAAUUUUUAAAUGUUUAAUAUUAAAAUUAUGAGCCCGGUCCGGUGGUGGAUCCGGUCCGGGAAGUCUACGCUCCCGCUCCUGCUGACGGCUAAGCUAGGCUAGUACAAAAACGCCCCCAGCUAUCCGUUACCUUCUCCCGUUAUCACCGCUCCCGUUAAUGUUGUCCUUCAUCCCAGCUGAGCGUUUUAUUCACCAGCACACACAGAUUUUAUAACAAAGUAUUUAUUCGGUGAUAUCGAUCGACGAUCAGGUUGAUUUGAUCCACCGACUGGCCCCCAGUCUGAGCUAAGCUAACAGUUAGCCUCACAGCCAAAAUGGCGGACAACGAGGAUGACAGCGGUUCGACCAGAACAAUAACAGCCGCGGAGCCGCCGGGGGCCGCGGCUCAGCCCCUCGCUGCUCAGUCCACCCAGUCCGGGGACAGUUUACCGUCAGCGUCCGCCGUUCAGAUCACCCAACCCGGGAAGAAUGUAUCGGUAGCGGCCGCUGACCAGAGCAGUCAGCCCAGGGAGGGUUCACAGACAGUGUCUGGUGCUGAGACCAGUCAGCCCGGGGAGAGUUUACCGACAGGGUCUGGAGCUCAGCUGGCGGACUUCUUACAGAGCUGCCCAGAGGAAGAGAGCAUCCUGGUGGGCACAGAGUUCACCGGCCUGGCCCCGGAGCUGGUUAACACCACUAUCAUCUACGUGCAGCCGGACGGCAGCCUGGUGGAGGGCUCCGGACUGACGGCCGAGGAGCAGCAGGCUCUGCUGGACCAGCUUACCAAGCAACAGAUCGUCCAGGUCUCCGACACCGAGGCCGCCCAGCUGCUCCAGCAGAGCCAGCUCGUCAAAACCAUCCCGGUCCACAACACGGCCCUGGACCCGAGUCAGCUGCAGCAGGUCAUCAACCAGGUCGCCAAGUCCCAGCAGCAGGUCCACGUCCAGGUCCCCCAGCAGGGUCUGAAGCAACAGAUCCAGGUCCAGCAGGGUCUGAAGCAGCAGGUCCAGGUCCAGCAGGGUCUGAAGCAAGUUCAGGUCCCUCAGCAGAACUUAAAGACCACCACCCAGAACAACGCCUCCCAGCAGUUGAAAAUUGUCGCCCAGCAGGUCGCCAUGCAGACCUCAGUCCCGGUGGUCCAGAAGAAGUCUGAGCCCGUCAGGAUCCAGAUCCAGGUUCCCCCCAAACAGGAAAUGAAGCCCGGCUCCGCCCCCCAGCAGCAGGUGAAGCUGUCAGCCAAUGGCAGCGUGAGCAGUGCUCAGAUCAUCCAUAUCCAGCCCGUGGUUGGUCAGCAGGGUCAGCAGUUCUUCCUGCAGCAGAACCCAGGGGACCCCCCCAUCCAGCUGCUGCUGCAGAGCCCCACCCCCGUCGUCGGAUCUCUGCUCCCAUUGGUCCACAAGCUCACAGGCCAGACGACAUCAGCAGGCAACGCCUCCAGUCUGGGUCCGAAACCUGCAAUGUCCCCCAUCAGAGUCCAGACCCCCUCCAUGGUAAAGACCCCGCCCACCUCCUCUGCUAAAACUGCUAGCGUCCCGCUAAAUAAAACCCCCGCUAACGGCACCACAGCAGCCACCAGUAAGAGCCUUGUCAAACCACCUGCAGUCAUCACGGGGGUCCCAGUACAGGCCGCCACACCUGCUGCUGCCCGACCUGCCACAGUAGCCUCACCUGCUGCAGCCCCGCCCCCUGUGACCCCGCCCCCAGCAGUGAAGGACAGAGAUAGGGAGAAAGAGAAGAAGGUGAAGAAGAGAGAAAAGAAGGCGGUGAAGGUCCAGACCAGAUCCGGUCGAGUCUCCAGACCACCAAAGUACAAAGCCAAAGACUACAAGUUUAUUAAGACGGAGGACCUGGCCGACAGCCACCAGUCCGACUCUGACGACUACUCCGACAUGAGCGUGGAGGAGGAGGAGGGGGAGGGCGGGAGCAAGGAUGGCUCCGCCCCUGGCGCCUCUCCCUCACUCACCUACAGCCACAAGUCCCGGUCCCACCGCUGCCAGACCUGCGACAAGGCCUACAUCGGUCCCGGAGGUCUGAACCGGCACUACAAACUGAACCCAACCCACGGAGAGCCUGAUCUUCCCGGCAACCCGCCUGGCAACACACCAUGCCCCCUCAGAGAUGACAGCCAAUCACAGGAGACGACAGCAGGUGUCAGAGAGGAGGAGAAGAAGACGGAGGACAAACCUGCUGCCACAGCAACAACCACAGUGGACGGGGGUCCAGCAGCAGCUGUAGGACUCAGGGGCCUCCAUCACCGGGGCCCCGGCCGGCCCCGAGGACGAGGGAGAGGCAGGGGGCGGGGUCGAGGGCGGGGUCGAUCACUGGGACCACCUCCUAAGGUGACAGUGGGCCUCGUCAGCAGGCGGGGCCGUCGCGGUCGACCUCCAAAGCUCGCCGUCACCACGGUAACUGCAGAGCAGCAGGUGGAGAGGAGACGAGACCGACUGCAGGAGCUGGUGGAGCAGUGUGAGGAUGAGGAGCUGAUGGACAUUGUUCUUCCUCGUUUGACCAGAGUGUUGAGUCUGUGGGAGCUGCUGCUGGCAAAGGUGGAGCGCAGCGGUCCAGCUCGGACUCGGUUUCCAGACAUUUACCGUGAGUUUGAGUCCCUGCAGGCUCAGGUGAGACAGUCUGCUCAGGAUUACAUCAUCAGCCCGCAGGUUGGAGCUAUGCCACUGGAGGUCAGGAACAUCGAGGUUGCCAGGUCUCUGGGGAUCCUAGAUGAGGUGAACAGGAUGAAGGUGGUUCCUGGAGCGUCUCCCAGCUCCAGUCUGACCAGUAAGAACGUCCGAUACAUGGAGAAUUCCAAGAUGUUGCCGCCUUCAAAGAGGUUCAAGAUGGAGAACAGCAUCCCAGUUCACCAGAAUGGCAUCGAGACGCCCAGAACAGGAGGGACUACUGUGACCUCCUCUCUGAAGCCCUGCUCGGUCUCUGUGUCUCCUUUGGUGAUUCCAGCUGGAUCCAAACUGCUGACCACCACAGCUGACUCCGCCUCCAGCUCCUCUGGCUCCACCUCUGCUCAGACGCCUUCAACCCAAGCUCCUCCCCCUCUCACGCCCAUGGAGGUGACCCCAGAUGAGGACCGGGGGGGGGGGGCUCUGCAGACCAACGCCCAGGCUGAGCCUUUUCCGGCAAGCCAGGACCAGGUCUUGAGCACCAGUGACAUCACAGCCCAGAUGAAGGAGCUGGAGAAAGCUUUGGGUUCAAGUCCCGAGACCACUGCAGACUCAAAGAUGCCUGAGUCCAGCUCCACCCAGACACCUGAGUCCAGCUCCACCCAGACUCCUGAGUCCAGCUCCACCCAGACUCCUGAGUCCAGCUCCACCCAGACACCUGAGUCCAGCUCCACCCAGACACCUGAGUCCAGCUCAGUCCACACUCUGGCUUCCUCUCAGCUUCAGCAGAGUGACUCCUGCCAGUCCGAGUCCAGCUCCACAGACCCCUGUGAGCCCAAAGAGCUGCAAGAGGGUCAGGAGAUCUACAUCCAGACUGAGGGGCUGACGGUCCAGCUGGCAGAGCCUGGAUUAGACCGGAUUGUGAUAGUCAACGGGCCAGAUGGGACCACCAUGCACAUUCAGACCCCUGAGGGGGUCCCCCUGGAGGCAGUCCAGGCCCUGCUGGGCAUUGAAGCUUCAGACGGAGCCAAAGCUCCUCAGUGAACCCUGAACAGAAUCCAGACUGAUCUGGACUGAGCAAGACCAGAACCUGACCUGAACCACAUCACACUGACAGGGAAAGGGAUCGUAAAGAGUCUGUCCAGUCCGAGUCAGUAUCUCAUGUUCAGAGUUGAACAGUGUUUCCUGUGGCGCCCCCCUCAGGACAAACUGUACAUUAUAACAGUGGGUGUAGGGGCCUGUAGGGGGUCCUAUCAAAUCCUCAGACUGCUGGUUUGUGGUUUCAGGCGUUUCUGCUCGCUCCGCCCUGUUGAAUAUGUUUCAGAUUAACACCUGAGGACAAACGGGACAAACUGGUCCUUUUGAUAUCACACCUGCAUCGUUCCGGUCAGACUCUGUCGACGUAACGUCAAGUUCUUUCUUCAUCAGGUUGAAAUUCCUGUUUCAAAAACCAGUUGAAGAUCUUGAACAAACACCUUAAGUUUUUCUCCGUUCAGAGACCGGAGCGAGGCUGCUCUCCUGUAGGCUCCUCGUGGCCCGAUCAUCUCAUUUUCUCUAAAUGUUAGUUUUGGUUUGUUUUUGUUGUGAUGCUCAUAUCCAAUAUUUAAGGACUGUUAUCCUGAGAGAAAUAUAUCAAACCAUUAUCUGAUGAUCAGGGCGGAACACGAAACAGGUGACGACAGUGAACGGUCUGAUUUCUACAGAUAACCUGAUCGAUAAAUCCUGACCUCAGGUUAACAGAUUCAACAUCUAAAUAUGAGCAACAUCAUUAUAACGCGAUGACGAGAAUCAGUUUGUGAGUACGUAUCCGAUCCUCUCUGGGCUCCCGUACUCAGCAGCGACGAACAAACCGUUUUAUUUAUCGUCCCAGUUCAGCUCGUUGUUUGGUUGGUUAGUUCAGUUCUCACCUGUGAUGAUGUCAGCGGCGGCUCCUCAGGAGGAACCUGAUCUUCCUGCUGGUUUUAAGGGAUCUGGAGUGAUUGUAAAUUUGUAAACUUGUUUUUUUUUUUUCAGUGUUUCCAUAUUUGGACUUGUUGUUCAUUUAAAAAUAGAAACUGAUUAGUUGGCUGUUUAUAUGUAGAUAAAUAUGAAAAACAAAGUUUAAAAAAAGUUGCACUAUUUUAUUACUUUUUAUAAAACUUAACAGCAAAAUAUUUUCCAAACGUAAACUGAACAUUUGUACUCGUUUGGAGAAACAACGUGAGGACGCAAAUUAAACUUAAGCGAUUUGUCAUGUUGAUCGUUUCAUGUUCCUCCAAUAAACUGAUGUGACAAACUCA
This is a messenger RNA of Siniperca chuatsi (mandarin fish), 4994 nucleotides long. RefSeq names its product zinc finger protein 839 (gene znf839). NCBI's taxonomy places the organism in Eukaryota, Metazoa, Chordata, Actinopteri, Centrarchiformes, Sinipercidae. The transcript has 10 exons. The record is from RefSeq and is a predicted model, not a curated record. Bases 439 to 3759 code for a protein of 1106 amino acids.